Messenger RNA from Trichophyton benhamiae CBS 112371, 3516 nucleotides. RefSeq lists its product as uncharacterized. The record is from RefSeq and is a predicted model, not a curated record. The coding region runs from base 1 to 3516 and encodes 1171 amino acids. Gene Ontology annotation, biological process: regulation of gene expression. The transcript is spliced from 7 exons. NCBI's taxonomy places the organism in Eukaryota, Fungi, Ascomycota, Eurotiomycetes, Onygenales, Arthrodermataceae. Gene Ontology annotation, molecular function: RNA polymerase II cis-regulatory region sequence-specific DNA binding; chromatin DNA binding; protein binding.
AUGGCGUCUCAUCCGCAGCCAUCGCCCCCAAUGCACCCCCAUCCCUCCCACCAUCCGGCCCUGGCAAACCAUCCGCAGGUCAACGGCCACCCUCCCAUGGCCCAGCAGCAGGCUCAGCAGCAGCAGGCUCAGGCUCAGGCCCAGCAGCAAGCAGCUCAGCAGCAGGCCGCUCAACAACAGGCUCAGCAGGCCCAGCAGCAGCAACAGCCGCCGCCGGGUCCUCAGCAGGGUCCCCAGCCGCAGCCUGGUCCGCCUGGUCCACCGCAGCAAGCUCCUGGCCAGCCUCAAAAGGGGAUGCCACCUACUAUUUCACAGAAGAUCGCCCAGCUUAACGAAGGAGUCUGGCUUCAGAUUGGCACUUUGUCUGAGUUGAUGAAUGACCCUGAUGGCGCCAUGUACGCCUUUGAACAGGCUAUUCGGCACAACCAGUGGUCUAUUCCUGCCAUGAGUGCCAUCUCCUGCCUCCUGCGCAGCCGUGAGCAGUUCCAGAAGGCCAUCGAGUAUCUCCAGGCCAUUCUCAAGCUCGAUCCCCAGUCCGGCGAGUCAUGGGGUUCACUUGGACACUGCUAUCUCAUGCUUGAUAAUCUGCAAGAAGCAUACACGGCCUACCAGCAGGCCCUUUACCAUCUUCGCGACCCCAAGGAGCCCAAACUCUGGUAUGGCAUUGGUAUCCUGUAUGAUCGGUACGGAUCCCUUGAUCACGCCGAAGAGGCCUUCUCCCAGGUCAUGCGCAUGCAGCCAGACUUUGAGAAGGCAAACGAGAUCUACUUCCGUCUCGGCAUAAUAUACAAGCAACAGCAGAAGUUCGGGCAGAGUUUAGACUGUUUUAGAUACAUCGUCAACGACCCACCUCGUCCGCUUACGGAAGAAGACAUCUGGUUCCAGAUCGGCCAUGUUCAUGAACAGCAGAAAGACUUCGAAGCAGCCAAGGCAGCUUACAGACGUGUGCUUGAGCGCGAGCCCAACCACGCAAAGGUUCUCCAGCAGCUUGGAUGGCUCUACCAUCAGCAGAACAACAACUACAGCAGCCAGGAACAGGCUAUCGAAUACCUUGAGAAGUCUGUUUCAGCUGACAACAGCGAUGCGCAGAGUUGGUACCUGCUUGGACGAUGCUAUAUGUCUCAGGCCAAGUAUCCCAAGGCAUAUGAAGCUUACCAGCAGGCGGUAUACAGAGACGGGCGCAACCCAACCUUCUGGUGCUCCAUCGGAGUCCUGUAUUACCAGAUCAACCAGUACCGCGAUGCUUUGGAUGCAUAUUCGCGCGCCAUCCGCCUGAACCCGUACAUCUCAGAGGUUUGGUACGACCUAGGCACUUUGUACGAAUCCUGCAACAACCAAACGAGCGAUGCACUGGAUGCGUACGGCCGCGCUGCAGACCUCGACCCAACCAACGUCCACAUCAAAGCGAGGCUGCAGCUGCUCCAAAGCGGCCAGGCAGGCGGGGCCAACGCAGGCAACGCCCCGGCACCGCAGGACGUGCAUCCGCAAGCAUACCAGCAGAACGUCGGCGCUCCGCCUGGACCUCAAUGGGGUGCUCCGGCCCCUGGACCAGGCGGACUGCCACCUCAGGGUCCCGCUCCGCCAGCCCGGAUCGCGGAAUGGGGCAGACCAAGCGGAGAGCCGCAGAAUGCCAGCAACGCUCAUGGACCGGGCAGCCAGUUUGAGCAACGAGAUAACGUAAGAGGACCUCCUCCUUCCCAGCCUCGGGUUCAGGCCAGUCCACGCCAGGAGCAGUUCCACGAACCGCACCCGCCCUACCGGCCUCCCCAUCAUUCCAUAUCCUCCCGCAAGGGUGGCCAAUCCUCCCCUUCUCCCAAAUUCCCCUUGUCCAACACGCAUACUUAUACUGGAACCCAGGUUCUUCCACAGCUAGCUCCCCCGCAACAACAACAGCAACAGCAACAACAACAGCCUCAACAGCAGCACGAAGGUCCUAACAACGGUCCAGCACCAGGUCCUCCCCCUUUCCCACAGCCUCGACAAGGCCUCGGACCUGGUCCUGGCCACGGACCGGGCGGCCCCGGUCCCAACAACCAAGGUCCCAACGGCGCCGGGCCCUCACAGUACGGCCGACCGUUCACUCCCCCAACUGAAAUCCGUCCCAUCCGCGAGGAACGUCCUGCCUCCGCCAACGGCACUGGCCCAGGCAACGGUGCCAACACUGCCGGCGGACCCGGCCCGGCGUUCGCACCACACCAGCCGCCAUACCACCAUGUUCCUGGACCCGGCGGACCGGGCCAGCAAGGGGUUCAGCAGAACGGCGGCAUCGCCUCGGGAGCCCCCGCACCCGCCUCAGCCAUCGCAGCGGCUGAAGCGGCCGCUCGUGAGCGAGACGAGCGACCAGCGUCGAGCAUGAAGCGAGUGCGAGAAUGGGAGCCCGAGCCGGGGCCCGGGGCCGGACCGGUCAAGAAGAUUGCAAAUGAAGAAACACGCAGUCGACUUGACGGACGACACGACACUCGCAUGGAAGAUCAGCCGGGCCCCGGACAGGUCCCUGUGCAGGGACAAGGACCCCCUCCACCACCACCCGGCCCACCACAGGGGCCAUCACGCCGUGGCUCCCCUGGUCCCGCCGGUCCGGUAUCGGGCAUGGGAGGAUUGAACGUACGCCUGGCGUCACCACGAGAUCUCCGCCGACGCAGCUCGUCCGAAGCCCGUCGCGAGGAUCGUGACCAUGCUCGCCGUGCCCAUGAGCCAUACCAUCCGUCCGACGCAGCUCACCACCCGCCAACCUUACCCCCAAUCCAGCACAUGGGGGGGGGACCCAAGAGCGAGCCUCAGACCCCCGGCCAAGCUCCCACCGGCCCAUCGGGAGGGCCCCAGUCUCUCCCUUCGCUGUCCGCCGGUCUCCCAAAGGACGAGCGUGAUCGUGACAGAGAGCGAGAGCGCGACAGGGAGCGUGAGCGUGAGCGUGAAAGGGAAAGAGAGCGUGAACAGCGGGACCGGGACCGGGACCGCGAGCGAGAGCGGGAGCGAGAACAAAGAGAACGGGAGCGCGAGCGAGAUCGUGAUCGUGAGCGAGACCGCGAGAGAGAGCGGGAGAGGGAACGUGAGCGAGAGCAGCGGGAGCGGGAGCGGGAGCGAGACCGAGACCGCGAGCGAGAGCGUGAACGGGAGCGAGAACAGCGAGACCGUGAGCGAGAGCGAGAGCGAGAGCAGAGGGAGAGGGACCGAGACCAUGACGGCCGGGACCAGCGGGAUCGCAAGGACCACUCUGCUCUGCCUCCUGUCUCAGUCUCGUCCCAGGGCCCGCUUGAGCCGCCCGCCCGCAAAAUGGACGUUGACGAAGACUACGACGAUGAAGGGGACGACGAUACGGGCAGCAAGAAGCCUGCUGCCAUGGUGGGCAAGGGCGGCAGUCCCGGCAGCGUCAAUGGAAGCGGGAGUGUGACUGGCCGUGACCGUGAGAGGGAGCGAGACCGAGACGGCCAGGGCUCCCAGCGGGACAGGGAUAGGGACCGAGAGCGGGAGAGAGAGCGUGGCGAGCGCGACAGCCAGACGAAGGCCGAGGCGUAG